AAGCGGACAGUGGCGGCGGCGGCUCCGGCGGCUCCGUGCCGGGCUUGACCACCCUUCACCAGGGCCGGGACCCUGCGAGUACUUGCUCCACCCGCUCCUGGUCGUGGCCAGUGCGCAGCCUCCGCGUCCCUUCUGCCCAGUGUGUUUGCUUCCGCAAGACAACGAGGAAAUGGAGGGGUCAAAGACUUCGAGUUCCACCAUGCAGGUGAGCUUUGUGUGCCAGCGUUGCAGUCAACCUCUCAAGCUGGAUACUUCCUUCAACGUCUUGGACAAAGUCACCAUUCAGGAACUCACAGCUCCUUUAGUUACAGUUACUCCUGUAAAACCAGAAGAAGGCAGGGUGGAAGAUGGCUGCUUCCCAGAGGAAACCUGUGUAGAAAACAAACCAGAUGGAGUGUCUAGAAAAUAUAUCCCCCCAGCUCGGAUGUUGUCCACAGAAAGUGCCAAUAGUUUUACACUAAUUGGAGAAGCUUCUGAUGGUGGGACAAUGGAAAAUCUGAGUCGCAGGCUCAAGGUGACCAGUGAUCUGUUUGACAUAAUGUCUGGUCAGACAGAUGUGGACCACCCUCUUUGUGAAGAAUGUACAGAUACGUUGCUGGAUCAAUUGGACCAGCAGCUGAAUGUCACAGAAAACGAAUGCCAGAAUUACAAGAACUGUUUGGAAAUCCUCGAGCAAAUGAGUCAGGAAGAUGAGGAGCAGCUUCUCGAGGAGCUAAAGAAUCUGAACUCUGAGGAAAACCAUCUAAUCCAGGAGCUUGAAAAUGUAGAAGAGAAGAGGAGGAAGGUGGCAAAUGAUUUGGCCAAGGUUAGAGCAGAGACAGACAGACUCAAUCAGGAAGAAGCCCAGUACCAGAGAGAAUAUUCCGAAUUCAAAAGACAGCAACUGGAACUUGACGAUGAGUUGAAGAGUGUUGACAACCAAAUGCGAUAUGCUCAGAUUCAGCUCGACAAACUGAAGAAAACCAAUGUUUUCAAUGCUACCUUCCACAUCUGGCACAGUGGACAGUUUGGCACCAUCAAUAACUUCAGACUGGGGCGUCUGCCAAGUGUUCCUGUUGAGUGGAAUGAAAUUAAUGCAGCUUGGGGCCAGACUGUGUUACUUCUGCAUUCACUGGCCAACAAAAUGGAACUGCGAUUUCAAAGGUAUCGCCUUGUUCCUUACGGCAAUCAUUCGUACCUGGAAUCACUGACAGACAGAACCAAGGAGCUGCCCUUGUAUUGUUCUGGGGGAUUGCGAUUCUUCUGGGAUAAUAAAUUCGAUCACGCCAUGGUGGCUUUUCUGGACUGCGUUCAACAAUUUAAGGAAGAGGUGGAAAGAGGUGACACAGGCUUCUGUUUACCAUACAGGAUGGAUGUGGAGAAAGGAAAGAUUGAAGACACGGGAGGAAGUGGAGGAUCUUAUUCUAUUAAAACUCAAUUCAACUCUGAAGAACAGUGGACUAAAGCACUUAAGUUUAUGCUUACCAAUUUGAAAUGGGGGCUGGCUUGGGUGUCUUCUCAAUUCUACAAUAGAUGAUUGCACACAGGUUCCUUAUUGUAUCCAAAAUGAUUUUUCCUCAUUGUUUCUUGAUUUAGCCCAUUACUGCCUGUAGAAAGCUGUAUGCUUUCCUGGAUGAAUUAUCCACAAAAUCAUCAAUGGGAGAAAUUGGAAGACCAGGCUAUCAGAGUGGGUUUCGCUUUCAUUUCCGGACAUAGUUUAAACCAUUAGAUUUGAAAGAUUCUUCCAUCUGUAGGUUAUCUGUUUUGAACAGAAAAGGUUUAAAUACUUCCAGGCCAGUUACAAGAACGCAAGGCUGCAUCCCAAAGUUGUCUUCAGUUAAUUAAUUGGUCAGUGUGGCUGGUGUGGGACACAAGAAGGAAUGUCACUUGCUGCAGUAGGAUGUAUGCCUGUUCUGAUGCAGGCAUACAAUCAGUCAAGGUAGCUUUACUGCACCCUUCCAGAGAUUACUUAAUGCUGAGACUGAGUGCCUGAAAUAAAAGAUUUAUUCCUUUGCAUUAAAAUCUUUUACAUUGAGCAUGAAAAUGGACGAUAUUUUCGAUUGAAAUGCAGAGAUAGAUCUUUAGGACAUUAUAAUACCGAAUUAACUCGCUGCAUUAAGGCAAUGUGGAUUGGAGAUAAGGCUUGUUUGCUUGAAUUUUACGGACAAUGAUAAUCGUUUUGUGAUACCUUAGUGGGAUGGUAUAAAAUUUUGAUCGAAUUUGGUCAGAUACAGAUGUUUUCCUAUGCCAAUCAACAACUUUUGUGAUAUGGUUUUUAGAUUAUGUUGCAUUGAAUUAAGGCAAAUUUUCACAAGUGAUGUAUGCUUUGGCGUUGAAUCAUAAUGAUAAUAAAUAUUAGGCACUUAAGUUAUCGCGCAACCAGACGUAUAAUGGGUUGGAAAUCUUACAGAGACAAACGUAAUUUGAGAAAUACCAUUGAACAGAAAAGCAAUGUUGUCCCAACACCAUGAGAUAAGAUUAACCCACAUACUUUUCAGAAAUUGUGAACAUAUGACAGUUUUAUUUAUAACAAUUUAAGUUUGGGGUGUUGUGCUGAUGGAUGUAGAACAUACACUGGUGUCUUGGCUGACUGCAGGAUGCAUUAUCAAUUGAGGCAUGAUGACAUCCACAUUAAAGAAUUACAUUUACAGUGUAAUCAUGGCAAGAUUUCUGGAAUCUAUUCUGUAGUGGAAUACUGUAAAAUAGUGUUAAUAGUCUAAUGAUGCAUUGUACCUCUAUGAAAUAAAGGCUUGUCUUUGUAUCCUUA
Molecule: messenger RNA, 2746 nt
Organism: Leucoraja erinaceus (little skate)
Lineage: Eukaryota; Metazoa; Chordata; Chondrichthyes; Rajiformes; Rajidae
Gene: becn1
Product: beclin 1, autophagy related
Exons: 12
Coding region: 170-1516 (448 amino acids)
Biological process (GO): late endosome to vacuole transport; autophagosome assembly; cellular response to nitrogen starvation
Cellular component (GO): phosphatidylinositol 3-kinase complex, class III, type I; phosphatidylinositol 3-kinase complex, class III, type II; phagophore assembly site
Source: RefSeq, a predicted model, not a curated record